Durusdinium trenchii is the source of this 1615-nucleotide messenger RNA. The record is from the annotation of a GenBank genome assembly. NCBI's taxonomy places the organism in Eukaryota, Dinophyceae, Suessiales, Symbiodiniaceae.
CAAAAAUCAUUUCCAUCCUAGAGUAAGCGCAUGCUGCGUUUCGCAUGCCAUCCGUGUGUGCUUCAGCAUGUAAAGGCUUGCGGCUUCCUCUCGUUUUGCCAGGCAAGGUCGAGAGUGGUGAAGCCUGGCGAAAGGAAGUCGCGCGCCGCUGAUUGGUUUCGUUCGACAUCCUUCAGUGCGUUAGCCACGCAGGACAAUGCGCAUGUUCCCCUUGGGCAGCCGAAGCAGGUUCCUUUGAAUGUCGUACGUCGGAAAGAAGGCUGGGGCGUGUAUAGCCCUGCAGGGGCAAGAUUUAAUUUGGUAGUCAACACAACAGAGAACUUGGUACAUGAACCAACAGAAGAGGAAAAGCAGCUCGCGUCGCAGCUUAAAGCAGCAGGCAACAGAAAGAACAGACAAUGGCAAGCUGUGUUUUCCAAGUAUUCUGGGUCUAGUCCAUGGGUGCUCACUGCUGCAAUGCAAGCAGCUUUGAAGACGAAGGACUACGAGGAAGGCUUCCAAGUUUACAAAAGGGUCAGACACAUGACGCUGCCUACGUAUACCAUUUCAAUGAAGCUCCUGGGGAAGCUGGGGCAACUUGACGAAGUUGAAAGGCUUUGGGAUCAGUUGGUUCAGCAGAAUGCUGUUGGUCAAGAGCAGGCUGGAGGGCGCAUUGAUGCAGCGGCAGACAAUGGAGACAUUCAAGCGGCAGUACGAGUUCUUGACUACAUGAAGGGAAAGGGUAUUGAAGCCAAGGCGUUGCAUUUUGGCUCAGCCAUCAAUGCUUGUGCCAACAGCAAAGAUGCCAAUCGAGCGGAAGUCGCUCAGGGUUUUUUUGAUGAGAUGCUACGGACUGGUUUGACUCCCACCAUUGUGACAUAUGCCACCGUACUUCGUGCAUUCAAGCAUGAACCAAGAGAACGCUUGUUGAACUUGCUAGUGGACAUGAAGGACCAGAAUGUGAGAGCAAAUGCAGUGUUCGCAGAGACCUUUCUAUUCAUUUUCUUGAAGAAGCCCCCUGAGAAGGGUUGCUGGACAGCACAAAGUGUGAUUGCUUCAGAUUUGCGGAAAUUGCGCCUGGCAGACCUGCAGACGGCGAAGGACUUUAUUGAUGAGCUCAAGCACACAAAUGUCAACUUGAACAAAUCAUGCAGGCUGAUCGACGAGGCGAUUCAAUCUGUCCUGCAAGAAGCCCAUAGUGUGAUGGGUCAGAGUGUUUAAACAGUAUGAUAAUUUUUUCUGGCUUUGAGAUCUUAGAGAUUAGAGAUGAUGAUUCCUUCAGUUUGCGUUUGCCUCCAAGGGCAGACAAAAUGCGAAGAUUUUGACUUUGGCUUUGUAGGUCACACUGUUACACAGUUACACUGUUGCAGUUAUAGAGUUUGGUGGCACAUAUUUUUGGAUGGGACUGCAAGUUUGCAGCUUUCCAGAAGCCCGUCGGUUGGUUGGGUGAGAGACUUUGAACCAGACACUCGAAUCUGGACGAUCAGUAGAAUUGAAAAAUACCUCCCUUGAAUCACAAUCCAAAUGGGGAGGGGAUUAAUCAAGAGUCUACAUGAUGGAUCAUGAUGGUUUCUUCUUCAGCUCACCCUGUCACACUUGGAAGGUGAGGACCGAGGACGAAAAGAGGCAACUCCGG